This is a messenger RNA of Gaeumannomyces tritici R3-111a-1, 1554 nucleotides long. RefSeq lists its product as hypothetical. The record is from RefSeq and is a predicted model, not a curated record. NCBI's taxonomy places the organism in Eukaryota, Fungi, Ascomycota, Sordariomycetes, Magnaporthales, Magnaporthaceae. Bases 1 to 1554 code for a protein of 517 amino acids. Gene Ontology annotation, cellular component: cytoplasm. The transcript is spliced from 3 exons. Gene Ontology annotation, molecular function: oxidoreductase activity.
AUGACGGCAACGACACCGCGACACGCGGCCGCAGCGAACGGAAACCACGAUGGCGAAGACGAACCGCCGGCCGCCCGCGCCGGCCUGCCGUGCGCCAACGCCACGCUGUCGCCCUGGCUAAAGGAGCCCUCGAAGCGGCUACUGGGCCACCGGAGCACGGCCGAGCUGCCCGGCAGCGCCGACGUGGUCGUCGUCGGCAGCGGCAUCACGGGCGCCUUCGCGGCGCAUUUCCUCAAGGCCGGGGCCGCGAGGGGCCAGAGCGUCGUCAUGCUCGAGGCUAGGGAGGCGUACUACCGGGCUCAUCGAGCCAAGGCUGUUCGCCGCCACAAUGGAGGGGGCGGCGUUCGAGGCCGAGAGCUACCGGCUCGUGCGGGACAUUGUGCGCGUGGCGGGCAUCAAGUGCGACUGGGUCGACAGCACGUGCCUGUACUUCAACGACGAACCCCUGACCACCUUCGGCGAGGCCAUUAUCGACGAGUUCGCCGAGCGGUUCCCCGCCCUGAACAAGCUGCUCGGGGCCCAGCGGCUCAGGGCGGCGGCGGCGGCGGCGGCGGCGGGUGGACGCUGACGACGCCCCGCGGCGACAUGCGCGCGGCCAAGGUGCUCCUGGCCACAAACGGCUACACGUCGGCGCUGCUGCCCGCCUUUGCGGACCUCAUCUCGCCCGUCAGGGCCCAGGCCUGCGCGCUGGUGCCCAAGCCCGGCGGCGCUGCUGCUGCUGCUGCUGCUGCUGCGGCCGGUGGUGGCCCCCGCAUCGACCUGGCGCGGUGCGCGUACAACUUUGUAGCCGCCAACGGCUCGCACGACAACUACAUCAUACAGCGGCCACGCGACGGCAUCGGCACCGGAACCGGCACCGGCGGGGGGGGGGAGCUCAUCUCGGACGGGGCGCGCCACCUGGCGCCGGGCCGGGGCGUGGGCGAGUGGCGCGACGACGCGGCCGACGCCGACGUGGCGGCGCACCUACGGGCGCUGCUGCGGCGGGUCGUGGACGCCAACAGCGGGCAGGGCAAGGCCGAGUUCGGGGACGCCGAGGACGAGGAGGACGUGACGGCGUUCGACUGGACGGGUGUCAUGGGCUUCUCGCGCGACCGCAUCCCCUGGGUCGGACGCGUGCCCGAGUCGCACGGCGGGGGGCCGGGGCUGUUCCUGUGCGCCGCCUACACGGGUCGGGGCCUGACGGUAGCGCCGCUGUGCGCGAGGAGGAGGAGGAGAAGGAGGAGGAGGGGCAGCAGCAACGGCAGAAGAAGCGCGGCCGACGACCCGCCCAUGAGCAACAUGCCGGCCGGCUUCCGCAUCGACCUACCCGGGCGGCUGGAAACCGUCGAGAACGAGUGGCCCGACGUGGCCACCAUCGAGGAGGGCGGCAGCGCGCUCUUGCUGCAGACCGUCAUCCACAAGCUCAUGACCAAGUGGUGCGGCUACGGCGACUGCUACGACGGCGCGCCGCCCGAGCUGACCGUCCACGGCACCCUGCGCACCAUCCAGCAGGCGUACGACGAGCUGGUGGGUGGUGGUGGGCGUGGGCAUGGGCAUGGGCAUGUCGGGAAGUGA